Radiomyces spectabilis is the source of this 1378-nucleotide messenger RNA. RefSeq lists its product as uncharacterized. The record is from RefSeq and is a predicted model, not a curated record. Bases 74 to 1294 code for a protein of 406 amino acids. NCBI's taxonomy places the organism in Eukaryota, Fungi, Mucoromycota, Mucoromycetes, Mucorales, Radiomycetaceae. The transcript is spliced from 5 exons.
UGUCCUUUGAAGGCCUUCCACCUUGGCGCCUUUCCAAAAAAACACUCUGCUUUUUUCCAAACCCCCCAACGCCAUGGCCAAAGAUUCGUCCCAACCAAAGGCGGUCAAUAUUAUUCGGCCCAAUCACAGCUUCAUGACGACUAAGCGGACCCCAUCUGUUCACUCGUUUGAGAGUUCAGUUUCCGCCCCGGCGCAACAACCUAUACCCAAUACUUCCAGAAAACCUAGAGUCGCCACUUCUGCCAAGAUCAGUGUUCUCGAUUCCAAACCAGCUCUCAAUAUCUAUCAUCCGCCAUCACGACCGUCAUCCACGGUUUCUGAUCAUCCCAGUUUCUCCGGCCGUUUUACCACCGCACCGCCAUCGCCUCCGAGCCUGGCCAAAGAUCGUCCCCAUAUUGAAAUCUACAAGCCGGCCAAACGAAAUACGCCCAGUUUGCCCAAAGUAUACACAGCGCCGGCGUUAGCUCACACCAACAGCAUUCAUAACAUUCACAGCACCCACAACAUUCACAGCACUCAUAACACGCAAAUGACCCACCCUCAUCCUACCAACACCGUCGCUUCUCACUCGGCUACACCGACCAUACCUUCAACCUCCGCUUCAUCCCAUCUUCGACCCCUUCCUUAUUCUGUGACACCACAUCGAGCCGUGUUGGGACCGAUCAAUGCUCCUGCUGCAUCGACUCCUACCGUCUCCUCGCAAAACCCCGUGCAUUUAUCCAGAAAAGGUUCCCAUGAUACCCGAUCUAUCAUUACAUAUCAUGAACCGGAGAAAUUUGUGGUGUCAGAUGGCUCGAACCAACAUGAUCCUCAUGAUAACCAGAACAUCCACCUGCUCGAUUCCGAUACGGACGAUGAAAAUGACAUGAGCGACGUCAAACCUUCAUUAUCGAACGAUGAAGAAUCCAAGGAGGAGGAUGAAGACGAGGAUGAAGAAGAAGAACCUAUUGUGGAUGAAGCGCGCAUCAAUCGCAAGAUUGCUGACUUGGAAAUUUCUAACCAAUCCUUACUUGCUGUUAAUGCAAUGCUCGAAGCGACGGUGCGCAAGCAAGCCAAAGAAGUCGCCAUGCUCAAAAAACAAGCAGCACUCAAUCAAGGCGUGUCGGUUGAAUUGCCCCAUUUCGAUCCUGGCACGCAGCAGUCGGAAAUUUCGGAAGAUGAAUGGGAAAAUGAUGAGGACUUUCGCCGUCUAUGUCGACUCACCGAACAAAUGAUCGAGCAAGCGCAGGCCGCCGUGGCUUUCGAAUACAAAGGCCAGGGCAGAGUGCUCUCUCACUAUGAAAAUAUGGCUUGACCGAUCCUGAAAGUGAAGAGGAACAUGACGAUUCUGCGUCAGAAGAGUCGAACGACAAACAGCACAAGUUACCACAGGACAUUG